AUGUCUUUCGUUCCUGUUGAGAAGGUAGUUAUUGCCCAAUACGGUGAGCAGCGAGUAGCACAGGAAACUAUGCCUGAUGUCGAAGCCUGGGUCGUCGAUUCCAAGGUAGAGAAGGGAAUACCCUUCAAACUCUGGAUGAGGCCGGAGUUGCACGAGAACCUCAAGGCGCUAUAUCCCAGUCUCCCUAACGCAGAGGAAAUUACUCGUGGUGGUGGCUUCCUCCAAGGUCGUCCAAUGUUGAAACCAGCAAUCACCAUAGAGACAUGCGACGGUGAUACUCGGCCUAAAAGGCUAUACCGCGUCGUUCACGCCAGAAACCCAUUCGGAGGAAUUAAGGCUAGGGGUUACGGAACCGUUGAUAUCAACCCUCUUCAUUUCCAAGUUCUAGUCCAAAAACACCUUAAUUGGAAUUGUUCGAGUCCGAGCCCUUUUCUCUCCGUUACAGACAAUCUCAACAAAGUUACGGUCAUAGCAGCAGUUUGUGAAGCCCGAGGAUUCGCCGGCAUCGAAGUCCUCGAAUUCGAUCCAGCACACCCGUCGUGGGACCAUAGACACCAAAGGUUAUGGAAUGCAAGGCACCUGGUCGACCAAUUCGGCACUAAAAUCCUACAACGUCGAGAGUUCUUACACCAAGAGUUCCUCGUAGAAAAUAUGAUUCCGCCUGAAUCUAUCCUGAGACGCCGCCCAUGGAAAUCGCUACGGGGUAUACUCGAUCCAGGAGAAUUCUGGCUAAACAUGAUGCGAAAGAAGGUGAAGCAUAUUAGCCGGUUAAAGAGAAGGCGAGGGGGAGGGAGCGACGGGGAGGGGGAAGUUACGAAUGAUAAAAUCAUUCAUAAAAAGGACAAGAAGAAGACGGUAUCUGAUGGGCCCGGGACGGAGGGGAGUGGGGAGGAGACGGCGGUGGUGAUGAAGAAGAGAAGAGUAAUUGAUUUUAAACUGCGAUUAUGA
This is a messenger RNA of Daldinia decipiens, 948 nucleotides long. RefSeq lists its product as uncharacterized. The coding region runs from base 1 to 948 and encodes 315 amino acids. The transcript has a single exon. The record is from RefSeq and is a predicted model, not a curated record. Lineage: Eukaryota; Fungi; Ascomycota; Sordariomycetes; Xylariales; Hypoxylaceae.